UUCUCCGAAGCAACAAAGCAGCCUCUUAUAUUCUAUAUAGACUAUCUCACUCCCUUAUCCCCAUCUUCAUCCUCAUCACCCUCUAUGCUCUCUUUUCUCUUUCUUCACAUCAAAAACUCACCAAAAUUACUCAUAUACUACCUAUAUACAUAAUUACAUAACAAAAAGAUUGCAUCUUUCUUUUAGUUUAAAACCAUUAUGUAUACACAAAAUCUCCAACGAAAGUCAAAUUCAAAACCAAUAGUGAUUAGAGAAGUAUGGGCUGCUAAUUUGGAUUAUGAAUUUGAAUUAAUCAGCAACAUAAUAGAUAAUUACCCAUAUAUAUCAAUGGAUACUGAAUUUCCUGGUGUAAUCCACCGUCCUCAAACUUACACUCAUGGUAGUCGUCCUUCAGAUCUUUACAAAUUUCUAAAAUCCAACGUGGACGAUCUAAAUCUCAUCCAAGUGGGUCUCACUUUAUCCGACGUGUCAGGUAAUCUCCCAGAUUUAGGUACAGAUAAUCAGUUCAUCUGGGAGUUUAACUUCUCUGACUUUGACGUUGACCGUGAUCCACACGCGCUUGACUCAGUUGAGUUAUUAAGAAAACAAGGUAUUGACUUUAUUAAGAACAAAAAAGAAGGGAUAAAUUCUGAGAGAUUUGCUGUUUUAAUGAUGUCUUCUGGUUUAGUUUGUAAUGAAUCAGUAAGUUGGGUUACAUUUCACAGUGCGUAUGAUUUUGGGUACUUGAUUAAAAUUCUCACACGUCAAAGUUUACCAUCGAGUUUAAAUGAGUUUUUAGCAAUUGUAAGAGUGUUUUUUGGGGACAAAGUUUAUGAUAUAAAGUAUAUGAUGAAGUUUUGUAAGAGUUUGUAUGGAGGAUUAGAUCGUGUUGCGAAAACAUUGCAAGUUAAACGUGCAGUUGGGAAGUGUCAUCAAGCUGGUUCUGAUAGUUUGUUAACUUGGCAGGCAUUUCAGAAAUUGGUGGAAGUUCAUUUUGUAAAUAAUGUACCUCAUUAUCAUGCUGGUGUGCUAUAUGGACUUGAGGUUUACUAGGAGUAUUAUUGUAGUUUUAUGUAGAGAUACUUUUAUGAUUCAUUGAUUUGAUUAUAUGUUAACUUAUAAGAUUAGUAUGCCAAUGUAGUAAACUUGUAUAUUGGCUGUUAUUAUAUUUAAUUAAUCUACUCUAUUCAUUUUAUGAACUA
Beta vulgaris subsp. vulgaris (sugar beet) is the source of this 1181-nucleotide messenger RNA. RefSeq names its product probable CCR4-associated factor 1 homolog 9. Gene Ontology annotation, cellular component: CCR4-NOT complex; P-body; CCR4-NOT core complex. The record is from RefSeq and is a predicted model, not a curated record. The transcript has a single exon. Lineage: Eukaryota; Viridiplantae; Streptophyta; Magnoliopsida; Caryophyllales; Amaranthaceae. Gene Ontology annotation, molecular function: poly(A)-specific ribonuclease activity; nucleic acid binding. The coding region runs from base 199 to 1032 and encodes 277 amino acids.